AUGCUGGCUGUUCUCUGGCAAGGGAUCCCUUACCAGAUGGCCGUCGAGCAAGUCCCCAGGCCUCAGGUCCAGCAGGCGAACGACGCUCUCGUUCGUGUAACGACGGCUGCCAUUUGCGGAACGGACCUCCAUACAUACCAUGGUGUGUAUGGCAGUCCGAACGCGCCCUGGGUUAUGGGGCAUGAGGCCGUUGGCGUCAUCACGGAACUUGGCGACGGUGUAACUGCGCACUCCGUUGGCGAAUCCAUGGGGCCACUGGACGUGUCUGCAUAUGGUUUGGGCAGCUCAUAUGGAGAGUUUGGCGGGACGCAAGCUGAAUACGUCCGCGUACCCUUCGCUGAUGAAAGCCUCAUUCCCAUCCCCGCAAACGUAUCGGCUAACGGCACCCUUCCCAACGAGAACGACUAUCUCUUCGUCUCCGACAUCUUUGCUACGGCAUGGCAAGGAGUCACCUGGUCCGGGAUGGAAGCCGGCGAUACCGUGGCAAUUUUUGGGGCCGGUCCUGUAGGCUUGCUCGCCGCAUACUCUGCCAUUCUGCGCGGUGCUUCGCGCGUUUACAGCGUCGACCACGAAGCGUCCCGCCUGCAGCUUGCAGCCUCCAUCGGCGCGACUCCUGUCAACUUCGUCGAGAGUGAUCCAGUCGAAGCCAUCAUGGCUGCUGAACCCAACGGCGUCACUAGGACGAUUGACUGCGUUGGGUUCGAGGCCGUGGAUCGCCAGUUGCAGCAUUCGGAGACCACAGUCCUCGACAACAUGAUCGCGGUCACAGCUCGGCAAGGGGGCAUCAGCACGCUCGGCGUCUUCGAUUCGCCCACAAACAGCAGCGGUACUCCUCGCGGCGGUACAAUCAAUGCGACACUACCUUUUCCGAUCGCCGACUUCUUCAAUAAGGGCCUGUCGUGGAGGACUGGGGGCGUGGAUCCAAAGGCGAUUGCACCCGAGCUGGUGAGCUUAAUCGCGACUGGCAGGGCGCGGCCAAACUUCAUUGUUAGUAGUGAGAUCGGGAUUGAGGAGGCGCCGGAGUAUUAUGGGAGGUUUGACCGCCAUGAGGAGACGAAGGUCGUGAUCAAGUUUCCGUAAUUUUUGUUCAGUGAUUCUGGCUCUGGGGAUUUCGCGUCUGAUCGCAGACACCCGGAAGGAACCCCACGGCCGUAGAAGUGUUGAGUCGGCCGAUAUUUUGUCUGCAUGGCUCCAGUCUUUGCGGCACAGCCUUAAUUGCUGAUAGGCAAUUGCGGCGAGCGAAAUGCUUGACAGGAAAUAGAAAAUCCACUCAAAUGAAUACAACCCACUCU
Messenger RNA from Trematosphaeria pertusa, 1292 nucleotides. Its product is annotated as GroES-like protein. The coding region runs from base 1 to 1080 and encodes 359 amino acids. The transcript is spliced from 3 exons. Gene Ontology annotation, molecular function: zinc ion binding; oxidoreductase activity. NCBI's taxonomy places the organism in Eukaryota, Fungi, Ascomycota, Dothideomycetes, Pleosporales, Trematosphaeriaceae. The record is from RefSeq and is a predicted model, not a curated record.